AUGGCUUCGUCAAGAAAUAAAAAUUUUAUUUUUAUGCUAAUUUCAUUUCUGAUCAUCCUCGCAACUACAUCAUUUUCGUCUGCGCUCUUCUCAGCAAAACAUGUUGUGAUUGUCAACAAACUUGUAACGCGUGCAACAUUGAUUGUGCACUGCAUGAACAAAGGUGAAGAUAAGGGGGUGAUUUCACUCGGACCUGGAGAUAGUUUCGAUUUCAGAUUUCGUGUUAACCUUCGUAAAACAACAGUAUACACAUGUAGCUUUGCUUGGCCUGGCAAUACAGCGACAUUUGAUAUUUUUAGAGCUGAUAGAGAUGAUAAUCCACAAAGCAAAGUUGGAGUCUGCAGCGAAUGUAUUUGGAGCAUCUACGAACCAGCACCAUGUAGGGAUAGACGUGAUGGAGGCCAACCUAACUGUUUUCCAUGGGCUUCUUAA
Messenger RNA from Brassica oleracea var. oleracea, 432 nucleotides. RefSeq lists its product as uncharacterized. NCBI's taxonomy places the organism in Eukaryota, Viridiplantae, Streptophyta, Magnoliopsida, Brassicales, Brassicaceae. The record is from RefSeq and is a predicted model, not a curated record. Bases 1 to 432 code for a protein of 143 amino acids. The transcript has a single exon.